Gigantopelta aegis is the source of this 2919-nucleotide messenger RNA. RefSeq lists its product as uncharacterized. Bases 1 to 2919 code for a protein of 972 amino acids. Gene Ontology annotation, biological process: DNA replication. Lineage: Eukaryota; Metazoa; Mollusca; Gastropoda; Neomphalida; Peltospiridae. Gene Ontology annotation, molecular function: DNA binding; nucleotide binding; DNA-directed DNA polymerase activity. The record is from RefSeq and is a predicted model, not a curated record. The transcript is spliced from 3 exons.
AUGUCGUGUCGUCACUGCCACGUGACCUGUCGAUCGCCGGAAUGCUUUCAACGUCACAAACAACAAAAGCAAGACAACAAAGGACGCACCAUCCCCUCCAAGUGUGAGAGUUUUUGGAAAUGUACCAUCUGCAAAAAGAUGCUCGACAGAAGCGAGAGGGAUCCUAAACUCCACACCUGUGGGGAAUGGAAAUGUCCCUGCUGUAACAACUAUGUGGACCAAGGUCAUCUUUGCUACCAGCCUCCCAAAGAACACAUUGAGGUCCACACAAAAUUCAUUUUUUACGAUUUCGAAUGCCAUCAGGAUGAAUUACUUCAAUGCCAGGAAGGUUACCUGCCUAGUGGAGUCUGCCUAACCUGUGCAGGAGACAACUGCAGUCAUCAGUCUCGGUGUCAACAUUGUCAGCAAUCGUGGUGUGGCAAACAACAACACGUGCCAAACUACCUGGUGGCACAGAUGGCCUGUGAAGUGUGCAAACACGAACCAGUCACAGAAACAUCCAAAUGUCAUGCAUGCGGGUCAAGGUGUCCAUGCUGUAACAAACGAGACAAGAAGAAGAAUUUCCUGAAGGAACCAUGUGAACAGACCUGUGGAUUUCGACAAGUCAUCUUUCGAGGCGAUGGAGCCCACAUUCGGUUAUGCCAAUGGCUGUUCCAAGACGACCACAAAGAUGUCACGGCUAUCGCCCAUAAUAACAAGGCCUACGAUGCCUACUUUCUUCUGGAAUACAUGAUUGACCAGUCGAUGUAUCCACAAAAAAUCAUUUACAAUGGAUCAAAAAUCAUGUACCUGCAAGUGGAGAGAGGACUUAACAUCAGGAUUAUUGACAGCUUGAAUUUUCUCCCCAUGAAGCUGGCUGCUUUCCCCAAGGCAUUUGGUUUGACGGAACUGAAGAAGGGAUACUUUCCCCAUUAUUUUAACACCAUAGGAAACCAGAAUUAUCGUGGACCGUUUCCCGAACCUAACAUGUAUGGUGUCAAUUACAUGGGAUCCAAGGAGAGAUCAACAUUUCUUAAGUGGCAUGCUGAACAACAGGGAAUGUUCGACUUUCAGAAAGAGAUGAGGGAAUACUGUGUCUCUGACGUCGCUGUUCUCAGAGAAGCCUGCUUAAAAUUUCAAGCUCUGAUGCUGGAAGCCACUGGUGAAAAACAGAUAGACCUCGAUACCAAAGCUGUCACCUACAUCAAUGGCAUCGAUCCGUUUGCCCAGUACAUCACCAUUGCCUCGGUAUGUAUGGGCAUCUUUCAAAGCAAUUUUCUCAAGAAACAUCAGCAUGUCAAACUUACAGACACCCAGAAAAUCACAGACUGGAUGACGGUCAAUGAGGAUGGAUCCAUCAAGGUGAAACCUGAUUUAUGGCUGACGGAAGAAGAGUUGAGAGAUCGUGGGAUGACCAUCUUCGAGUCUGAAACUGUACCCAGUCCCAUUGCUCAAGUUUCAAGUGAGGGAUACAUCCAAAAAGAUCAGUUCAGCAGAGUGUCCAUCCAGUGGUUGGAAUGGGUUCAACACCAAAAUCAGAACAAGUACCAGAUACAGCAUGCACUCAAUGGAGGGGAACAUCAGUUUGUGAACUCGUUAGAUCUUCAAGACCAACUAAAUCCCAGAGAUUCAUGCUUUGGAGGAAGAACGAAUGCCAGCACGUUACACUACAAAGUCAAGGAACGAGAAGAAGUCAAGUAUGUGGAUUUCACGUCUCUAUACCCUUGGGUUAACAAAUAUUGUCAGUAUCCCGUGGGACAUCCUGAAAUCAUACACAAGGAUUUCAAGCCACUGCAUCAAUACUUUGGAAUCGCUAAGGUGAAAGUUGCCCCUCCUAGAAAACUGUACCAUUCUGUUCUGCCUUACCGUUCCAAUGGAAAACUCAAAUUUCCUUUGUGCAGAACCUGUUCGGAUCAGGAACUACAAACACCAUGCCAUCAUUUGGAUGAAGAGAGGAACAUCAUUGGAACCUGGUGCAUACCAGAAAUUCUUAAAGCCAUGGAAAAGGGCUACCAAGUCAUCAGAGUCUACGAGGUCUACCAUUGGCCUGAAACAACACAGUACAAUCCAACAACACGUGACGGUGGUCUCUUUGCCAAGUACAUAAACACCUUUCUCAAGCUAAAACAAGAAGCCAGUGGAUGGUCCGAAUGGUGUAUAACUGAGGAAGACAAAGACACAUAUAUUAGCCAGUACAGAGACAAAGAGGGCAUACAGCUGGACCGAAACAAAAUCACAAAGAAUCCGGGACUUCGUUCGCUGGCUAAACUGUGUCUGAACAGUUUCUGGGGGAAGUAUGGUCAUCGUCUGAAUAUGAAGCAGUCUGCCUUCAUCCACGAAAACAAUGCAGACGUUUUGUUCCAGAUGUUGGCAGAUCCCACCAAAGACAUCAUCGAUUUCCACGUGUUGACAGAAACCAUUUUGCAGCUUGAAUAUCAACACAAGUCCACCUUCAUCCCAGAAGAUUUAAAAACCAAUGUUUUUCUGGCAACGUUUAUCACUUCAUGGCUGGGUGAAAAUGUGUUGUAUUACGACACGGACUCGGUCAUUUUCGUGGCAAGACCUGGAGACUGUCAGCCCCCUCUGGGAGAUUAUCUCGGAGAACUGACUGACGAAUUGGAUGGUCAGUUUAUCACCGAAUUUGUUUCUGGUGGUCCAAAAAAUUAUGGCUACAGAACCAAUAAAGGCUCAGAAGUGUGCAAGGUGCGAGGUUUUUCCUUAAACUAUGCCAAUGCACAGCUCAUCAACUUUGAAGCUAUCCGUGAGAUAGUCUUGUCACCCACAAGAGAUGCUACCCUUACAGUGACGAACCCAUCCAAAAUUUCACGAGAAAAAAGGAAGAGAAAAAUUUACAACAAAGUUGAAGAGAAAAAGUACAAGAUAGUGUACAACAAGCGUGUCAUUCAAGACAAUUUGGACACUCUUCCUUAUGGCUAUUAA